Messenger RNA from Aspergillus candidus, 2472 nucleotides. RefSeq names its product calponin homology domain protein. The record is from RefSeq and is a predicted model, not a curated record. Gene Ontology annotation, molecular function: protein binding. NCBI's taxonomy places the organism in Eukaryota, Fungi, Ascomycota, Eurotiomycetes, Eurotiales, Aspergillaceae. Bases 365 to 2338 code for a protein of 657 amino acids. The transcript is spliced from 2 exons.
CCUACAUAAGCAGGCAUAAUUACUGCCCCCCAACGACAUUCUUCACUCUCACUCUCUCUCCCUCUCUCUCUCUUCUCCCUGUCAACUUUCUCUUCACUUCUCUUUCCUCUCUUCUUCUCUACUCUCUCCUCUCCCCUGUAUACUCUCCCAUUUUCAUCAACCCAUCCUGCUUUGUCACCGAUCUCCAUCGAAUACCUACUUACUAUACUCCUCCUUCCCCUUAUCCCCCCGCCCCACGGCCCGCCCCACUACUGUCCGCGCCGUUCUCCUUAGCAAUUCACUUCCUUCUUCUAUUCUUCCAUUUCCUUCCAUUUUCCUUGCAGUAUACUACAUCCGUUCGAUCGACCGGUUUAAUCGAAUCAUCAUGGCGUCCGUGACGUCCUUGGACAAGGACUUGCGCAGUCUGCGCCUGUCCCGCUAUACGCCGCAGGCAGCCGCGGAGGUCCGUGACUGGAUUGAAGACGUCCUGCGCGAAAGACUGCCUUCGUCCGACCUCUUGGAGGGCCUGAAAGAUGGUGUCGCACUCUGCAGACUCGUAAACAUGGUCGUCUCUCCCGGCCUCAAGUACAAACAAUCCUCGAUGCCCUUCGUCCAGAUGGAGAACAUCUCCCACUUCCUCCGCGCGUGCCAGAUGCCGCCCCUGAGUCUCCCGCCGCAUGACGUCUUCCUGACCGUCGACCUCUACGAGGGCAAGGACCCCGCGCAAGUCCUGCAGUGCCUGAUGGCCUUCAGCCGGAGGGCCAAUGCCCUGCAGCCGGCUAAAUUCCCCCGCGCGAUCGGCGUUCAGAGCAAAGGCGGGUCGCUCAGCCCGAAUAUGACCGGCUCCAGUGCAAGCGCGUACAAACCGGCCCGUCCGCGCGGCAUCAGCAACGUCAGCGACGCGAACUCCAGUAUCUCCGGUGCCAGCCCCGGCAAAUCUCCGCAUGUCAGCAGCUGGUCCAAGAAGUCCGACGAGGUCGCCACCUCUCCGGCCUGGAAUAUCCAUCAGUACGGGUACAUGGGCGGAGCGAGCCAAGCCAACCAGGGGGUCGCUUUUGGCGCUCGUCGGCAGAUCACCAGCGCCUCGCCGCACGUGCCGAGUCUGGCCGAGAAGGAGAAGCGCAGGCGCGAGGAAGAAGAGCGCGCCAUCCUCGAGCGCCAGGAGGCGGAGCACAGGCGUCAGCGCGAGCUCGAGGCGGAGGAGCGACGAGCCCAAGAGGAGGAGGAGCGUCGAUGGGAGAUAGAGACGGCCCGUUUGCAGGAGAAGGACAAGGAGCGGCACGCGGCCGAGGCCGAGCGGAAGCGAUGGGAGGAGGAAAAGCGGGCGUGGGAGGCGGAGGAACAGCAGCGCGCACGGGAAGAGAAAGAGGCCGAGGUACGACUCGAGCAGGAGAGGCACCACCAUCGCGAACUGCAGGAUAGCCGACUCAACGGCCAAUUCCUCAGCCAGUACCAAGCCAGUCACCCCAACCCCGGUCGUGCCUCGCCCGACGAAUCGCAGGAGACACAGCGCAUCCGUCAGCUGGAGCGCGAGCUGGAGCUCGCCAAGGAACGAGAGCGACAGUACGAGCAGGGCCGGCAGACCGGGACCCCUGAACCACCCGCGCGCAGCAGCAGCAAUCGCCCCGUCCCGGUACCGCCCAAGCCCAGCUACAGCCUGUCGUCCCUCGAACAGGAGCGCCGACUGCUGCGCACCGAAUGGCAGACGCACCACGAGGAGGAGCCGGACGUCCCUCCCCAGCCUCCGCGUCCGCUCCCCGAGCCAACCCGGUCCGAACAGCCCCCAUCCCUACCCCGCCGACCACUUCCCGAUCCCACAGCAGCGGAGCCUCCCGCGAUGCCGCCACGGGCCCCCCUCGAAACCGCCAACCACGCCACAAACAUGACCCCAUCCCCGCGUCCCCUCCCAGACCCUACAGCGACGCAUGCCCCCAAGCCCCAUCUCCCCGCCAGCCGCGUCGACCAAUACCUCUCCUCCCACCGACCCCCAGUCGCCCCCAAGCCCGCCACCCACCGCCCCCAAGACUACAGCACAACCACCGAAGUCGACGCCGAGAACGCCCGACGCGCCGCCGCUCAACAAAAGACCAAAGCCGGCGGCUGGGCCUCAAAGUCGCUGUUAGAGCGCGAAAUGGAGCGCGAGCGCGAACGUCAGCGCGAGUGGGAAGAGGGCCAGAAGCAGACGCAGGAGGCGGCUGCGCGCGGCCUCAAGGACGGAACGCUGGGCUCCGGCCCGGGACAGGCCUGGGACGUCCAUCAGUAUGGGUUUAUGGGUGGUGAUAAUCAGAAUCGGGGGGGGUCGGGGUUGGGCGUUGGGGGCGCGAGAAGGCAGAUUAUUGGGCCGAGGCCGCCGCCAUAAUCAUUUUUCCCCUUUCUUUUCUUUGAUGGUUUAGAGGGGAGGUCCCAUUUUAUCGCAUCGUUAGUUGUUGUUGUUGUUGUUGUUGUUGUUUGCUUCUUUGGUUCAUCGUGAUUCUUGCUUUGCGCGGGUCUAGC